UUGUGAUUUCAUUUCUUUUCUUUAUAUGGCGGAAAUGUGUUAUGGCGUGCACCUUGCCUGCAACAAAUAGUAAAGACCGGCAAUUUCAGAGUACUACAACAUACAUCACUCAAACAAAUAGUACUAACGACCCCCAAUUUCCGAGUCUUACCGUAGACAAAUUCCUUAAAGAUAUAGAAAGAGAGAAAACUAUAAGAUUUACCUCGAAAAAUCUAAGGCUCGCAACUAAUAAUUUUGAAAAUUUGCUGGGAUCAGGAGGGUUCGGAACAGUUUAUAAGGGAGUUCUCGAAAAUGGAAAAAUAGUUGCAGUAAAGGUUUUGAAUGGAAGCUCGGAUAAAACAAUUGGGGAACAGUUCAUGGCAGAAGUGAGUACAAUAGGAAGAUUGUACCAUUUCAAUCUUGUUAAAUUAGUUGGGUUUUGCUUUGAAAUAAAGCUAAGAGCUUUAGUUUAUGAGUACAUGAGUAACGGGUCACUUGAUAAUUUCAUAUUCCGGAAAAGAACCACCAUUUUAGCACUCGAAAAACUUCAUUUAAUCGCAAUUGGAACGGCUAAAGGCAUUGCUUACUUACACGAAGAAUGUCAACAACGAAUAAUUCACUACGACAUAAAGCCAGGUAAUAUUCUUUUAGAUGAAAAUUUUAAUCCAAAAGUGGCUGAUUUCGGUCUUGCAAAAUUGUGUAACAGAGAAAGUAGUUAUGUAACUAUGACUAGAGGAAGAGGAACUCCAGGUUAUGCUGCGCCGGAGUUGUGGAUGCCAUAUCCAGUCUCUCAUAAGUGUGAUGUUUAUAGUUUCGGAAUGGUCUUAUUGGAAAUGAUCGGACAAAGAAGAAAUUUUGAAAUAAAUCUUACCGAAAUUGAACAAUGGUUUCCGAGAUGGGUAUGGGAAAAUUUUGAGAAAGGAAAUUUAGAAGAAAUUAUAGUAAUUUGUGGGAUGGAGGAGAACAGUAAAGAGAUACUAGAAAGAAUGGUUAAAGUCGCAUUUUGGUGCGUUCAAUAUAGGCCUGAAUUGCGGCCUUUGAUGAGUGUUGUAGUGAAAAUGUUAGAAGGAUUGAUUGAGAUUCCGACUCCAUCAAACCCUUUCCCACAAGUAGAUUUGCAUCCUCAAUUAGUAUGGAGCAAUCCUACAACUACUUUUGAUUCAAGCUCUUCACGAGGUAUUGUUGUAAUUGGGAAUUCCUAACAAAAAGAAACAUAAGAUUGGAGUGUGGUUGUAUACUAUAUAAUG
This is a messenger RNA of Jatropha curcas, 1226 nucleotides long. Its product is annotated as G-type lectin S-receptor-like serine/threonine-protein kinase At1g34300. The record is from RefSeq and is a predicted model, not a curated record. Lineage: Eukaryota; Viridiplantae; Streptophyta; Magnoliopsida; Malpighiales; Euphorbiaceae. Gene Ontology annotation, molecular function: protein kinase activity; ATP binding. Gene Ontology annotation, biological process: protein phosphorylation.